AUGGCCUCCGGCAGAGAUUCCGACCGUACCUUAGGGUACAUGACCCGUAAGGAUACCGAAGUGAAGCUUCCUCGGCCGACGCGGGUCAAGAACAAGACUCCGGCGCCGGUUCAAAUCACCGCCGAGCAGAUUCUAAGAGAAGCUCGGGAGAGGCAAGAGGCUGAGAUCCGGCCGCCUAAGCAGAAAAUCACUGAUUCGACUGAGCUCUCCGACUACAGACUCCGACGUCGGAAGGAGUUCGAGGACAAGAUCCGCCGCGCGAGAUGGAACAUCCAAGUGUGGGUCAAGUACGCGCAGUGGGAAGAGUCGCAGAAGGACUACGCUCGUGCUCGGAGCGUGUGGGAACGAGCCAUUGAAGGCGAUUACCGGAACCAUACGCUAUGGCUAAAGUACGCCGAGUUCGAGAUGAAGAACAAGUUCGUAAACAGCGCCAGGAACGUUUGGGAUCGAGGCGUCACGCUUCUCCCUCGAAUCGACCAGCUCUGGUACAAGUACAUUCACAUGGAGGAGAUACUUGGGAACAUCGCCGGAGCCAGACAGAUAUUCGAGCGGUGGAUGAAUUUCUCACCGGAUCAACAAGGUUGGCUCUCCUUUAUCAAAUUCGAGCUCAGGUAUAACGAAAUCGAGCGUGCGAGAUCGAUCUACGAGAGAUUUGUUCUUUGCCAUCCGAAAGUCUCUGCUUACAUUCGAUAUGCGAAGUUCGAGAUGAAAGGCGGUGAAGUUGCUCGUGCGAGGAACGUGUACGAACGUGCCACCGAGAAGCUUGCUGAUGAUGAGGAAUCUGAGAUUCUCUUUGUGGCGUUUGCUGAAUUUGAAGAACGAUGCAAGGAAGUAGAGCGGGCUAGGCUUAUCUACAAGUUUGCUCUUGACCAUAUUCCUAAAGGAAGAGCUGAGGAUUUGUAUAAGAAGUUUGUGGCUUUUGAGAAACAGUACGGUGAUAAGGAAGGGAUCGAGGACGCCAUUGUUGGGAAGAGGAGGUUUCAGUAUGAAGAUGAAGUGAGGAAGAACCCUUUGAACUAUGAUUCGUGGUUCGAUUACGUUAGGUUAGAAGAGUCUGUAGGGAACAAAGAUAGGAUUAGAGAAACCUAUGAGAGGGCUAUCGCUAAUGUUCCACCCGCUGAAGAGAAACGAUACUGGCAACGAUAUAUCUAUCUUUGGAUUAAUUAUGCAUUGUAUGAAGAGAUUGAAACUGAAGAUGUGGAGCGUACACGAGAUGUAUACAGAGAAUGCCUGAAGCUUAUCCCACACAACAAAUUUUCUUUUGCCAAAAUAUGGUUGCUCGCUGCACAGUUUGAGAUCAGGCAGUUGAAUCUAACGGGUGCACGUCAGAUAUUAGGAAAUGCGAUUGGAAAAGCUCCGAAAGAUAAGAUAUUCAAGAAAUACAUUGAGAUCGAACUCCAGUUGGCAAACAUGGAUAGAUGUAGAAAGUUAUACGAGCGGUAUCUGGAAUGGUCUCCAGAGAAUUGCUAUGCUUGGAGCAAGUUUGCUGAACUAGAGAUAUCCCUUGCUGAAACCGAAAGAGCUAGAGCUAUUUUCGAACUGGCUAUAUCUCAGCCUGCUCUUGACAUGCCUGAGCUGCUAUGGAAGGCAUACAUUGAUUUUGAGAUAUCAGAAGGGGAAUUAGAGAGGACACGAGCUUUGUACGAGCGACUCUUGGACAGAACAAAGCACUACAAGGUUUGGGUUAGUUUUGCAAAAUUUGAAGCCUCUGCUGUAGAAGGAGUCGAGGAAGAUGGUGACAAAGAAGAAGAAGAAGUUAUUGAGCGCAAAAAAGAAUGCAUCAGACGCGCCAGAGCGAUAUUUGAUAGAGCCAACACAUACUACAAGGAUUCCACUCCAGAGCUCAAAGAUGAGCGAACAACGCUCUUGGAGGACUGGCUCAACAUGGAGACGAGCUUUGGCGAGCUCGGUGAUGUCAGCGACGUUCAAUCGAAACUCCCGAAGAAGCUCAAGAAGAGAAAGCCGAUCAGUAGAGAAGACGGCUCAACAGAGUACGAAGAAUACAUUGAUUAUUUGUUCCCUGAAGAAUCGCAGACAACGAACCUCAAGAUUCUUGAAGCUGCUCAAAGAUGGAAGAAGCAGAAGCUUGCUGCUUCUGAGGAGGAUUCCUAUUAA
Molecule: messenger RNA, 2115 nt
Organism: Microthlaspi erraticum
Lineage: Eukaryota; Viridiplantae; Streptophyta; Magnoliopsida; Brassicales; Brassicaceae
Source: the annotation of a GenBank genome assembly